Molecule: messenger RNA, 8434 nt
Organism: Geodia barretti
Lineage: Eukaryota; Metazoa; Porifera; Demospongiae; Tetractinellida; Geodiidae
Source: the annotation of a GenBank genome assembly
AUACCUUUGAAAACAAGAUGCGGGAAGAAGCUUCUUCGAGUGGGACACGAAAACCUUGAGCUUCACGCACAAAGCACGGCGUUGUUUCAGCGGAGCGAGAUGCAACAAUGGCAGCACAGAGAAGCAGAUGGCUGUUCCUGCCCCUUUCUUUAGUUCUAAUCAUCUACAUCCGCGACCUUCUGGGGCAGACGAGCGGCAAAGUCGUCGAAGCAAACAUUAGAGUGAAGGUCGAUGUCCCAGGUGUGCUAUCAUUCCUUGAGUCACAGUUAGACAGCUUCACUUCGCCCAUCGUUGAGAGCAAUGACGACCCGAUCGAAGGACGACUUCCCUCACCAGUACUGGCAUCUGAGCCGCUUACUUUCGACCCUCCCAGCCUCGAUUUCGAGGACCAGAGUGUGGGUAUGCCGCAGCUGUUCACAGUCAAAGUCAUAAACCCAAGCAGAACGCAGAAUCUCCACCUCAACUCAAUUUCAGGAGAGUCACACGUCUUCCAUCCAUCAUUCUUCAAGUCAAAGGUGGUGAAGGCAGGGGAGGACGAGUGGACUACGUUUGACGUCGUAUUUCUCCCGAGGGGUCCCGGUCUAGUCAGAGACACACUCUACAUCCACACUUCUCACGGCACCUUUGACUUCAAGGUGCAAGGUGUUGGUGUCCCUAACCCGUUCCGCAUGCGGCCGCUGCUGGGAGCCAAGAUACCACUCAACGCUACCUACUCUCCCCUCAUUACAAUGUACAAUCCUUUCGAGACAACUCUUCAGAUAACAGAGAUGUAUUCCAGUGGAGGUGACCUCCAUUUAGAACUGCUCUCCGGCCAACUGCAGGGCUCAAAAUCUCUCUGGGAGAUUCGACCGUACGAAACGAAGCCCAUUGCCAGGGCCAACUUCUUCGGACGAGAAGCCGUCAACCACACCUCCUUCAUUCGUGUCAAGACCAAUCUCGGGGACACGCCCUCCAUCGUUCUGCCCGUGGAGGUCGAAGUUUCCGAGACCAGCGGUCUCUAUCUCUCCAGAGAACUCCUCGAUUUUGGCAUCCUCAAAUCGGGCGAAACGAAAUCCCUUCCUCUAUUUGUACUGAACUCCAGCCCACACACCGUCCACAUCAAGUCAAUAUCAGUGGUGCCGGAGAGUCCGUCCGUUGAAGUCGAACCAACCGUGACUUUCCUGAAACCGGGCCUCAAAUACCUCAAGAUUGCUUCAGUCACUCUUUCUCCCAAGGCGGGGUCUCGGAAACAGCAGGAGUCCGGGCACUUGGAGAUACUGGCAGAAGAUGACCGCAGGAUGGAGUACAGGCUCCACGUCCCCUAUGACUCCACCAUUCUUCAUGGCACUCUGGCCUUUGAGAGGUCCCAGACUAUGUUCAGAGUCGGAAAGCCGCCGUUUGAGCCCCUGAUUCGAAACAUUUCUCUCGCCAAUCGGUUCAGCGUUCCACUGGUCCUCUAUGACAUCCGUCUGUCUUCAAAGGCACAAGAAUAUUUCACUGUUUUGGAUUUCCACGGACCGUUUACUCUACCGGCCACCUCCGACUGGCACCGACCGUUUGCCCUGCAGUUCCAGCCCACGUCCUCUGAAUGUCUGUUCAACACAACACUCAGACUUUCGACGAAUGCUUCUCUCUUCAACAUUCCCUUCUAUUGCUACGACGGGAGGGUCACGUAUAUGCUGAAUUCUACAGAGAAUCCGGGCAAUGAAGACGUCUUAGACUACGGAGUAUUGUCAGAAUCAGACUCCGUCUCCAAACACUUUUUUCUCAUCAACCCCAACCCAAUACGAAUAACUAUCGUUAGCUUCCUGGUCAGUGAUUCUAUUCCCUUCACGUCGGUCGAGCUACUCCAAAUAAAGCCCGCCAACAUGAGUGUGGAGGGAGCAGAAGACAGAAUCCAGAUCAUCGGGAAGAAACAGGGAGCAAAAGGACCUUUCUACGUGGAGCCAGACAUGGUGGCCUUGUUCCGUGUCAACAUCACGUCUCCCAAGAAACUGGGAACUUUUACCGGGGAACUGGAAAUUCACACUUCUUUUGAUAGGGUUUUGAGAGUGCCGGUGUACUACAAGACUGCAGUCGGUAGCGUGAAGAUAAUUCCGGAAAGAAACGUAUUUUCUCCUACCUUCCCUUACGGACAGCAGAAGUUGCCGCUGCGUGCCCGAAGCUACUACCCACAGAUACUGGACAUUCGAGAGGUCCAAUCUGACCCUCCCGACGAGAGAUUCUACUUCAUCACUGAGAGAACUCCUACCAUCCCUCACCUCAAGCCACAGGCACUCACUGAGUUGGGAGCGCUGGUAUUUGACCCACUCCACGGGGACGAGGAGUAUGUCUACCUCGGUACUGGGGGUUCCUGGUCAGCGCCCGACUACGCCAACCAACUCGACGCCAAGUCAGACAGAAAGACCUUCAGCAAGUUGUGGGAUACCUGGACCGCUCUGCUCGACGAGGGACUCACGCAAUUCAACUUCAGUUUCAUGAUGUACACCGAGAUAGAUACUUCCGUUCCUAUUCCGACGGAAGCUUCGCUGGUGUGGCCGUCGCUCGCUGCACGCAAAGAGAUCCGUUUUUCACAGACAACCAUUGGAAAUUCAUCAACGAAAACUCUAAAGUUGACAAAUCCCUCGCGUCACCCGGUGGUAGUUCAACCCAUCCUUCUUCACUACUACCCACAACCCCACAGAAUAACUCAACUGCUGUUCGAGACAGGUCUAAUCGAAAACCUGAACUUCUCUCUCUCCGAAUCUUCCUUUAGCCUCGACCCUGAUUCAUGGGGGUAUGACCGAUCAUUGAAGACCCAUACUCUUGCUCCGCACGUAGGGGGAAGAGGAGGAGGAGGAGGAGAUAAAAAAAAGGGAUAUUGAACUGAGAUUAAAGUUUCUAGCCCGCGAGAGUCUCCUCGCGAGUAGCCUGCUUCUUCUCCGGAACAACUUGACGGGACUCGAGUGCGUUCUUCUUCAGGGGAAGGGAUUGGAGGGAAAGUUCAGUAUUGACGGCAUCCAGCCGGACACAGGAACUCCUCUCGUUUUCCAGCUCUCCUCUUCCGACCUCGAAGCCUGUUCAGAAGGAACUAUGCUUUCUCAGCCACUCAAACUCACCACCACGCUCCGAAUGCACAACUCUGGACCAGGCACCAUGCGAAUCCGGCGUAUUGGACUGGGACACGGUGGAAUGUACGAUUGGAAUAUGUUCAGUGUCCCCGAGUUGCGGGACGACAUUGUGAUCCAUGCCAACAAGACCAAGAAACUGGAACUGUCGUACGUUUCUUCAUCCAUCCUUCGCCACCCUCUGGCCCUCUCUUUCUGAUGCCUUUUUUAACUUAUUUUUUUCUUGUAGACUGGGAUCACAAAAAAAUCAUGAUUUCAGCUGCACACGCCUGUUAUACCGUAGGUCCCCUUUCAGAGAACACCGUUAAUAUUGUAUGCAUCUCAAAAUUUGCUGCCAAUGUUUGUCUGAGACACCCUGUUGUUGUUACUUGUUGCUAUAUAUCUUCUUUCUCCCCAGAUUUACCCCCGACUUCACCGUAUCUCGUGUGGAAAGCACGCUGACGCUGCAGACAGCCGAUGGCGGCGCCACGCUAACCUUCCCCGUGGUUGUCCUCCUCCCGCACAGUCAUGCUGGCCGCCUGUUACAGCAUCCAGCCACACUCAGAGUGGGAAGAAAGACUCGCCUAUCUCAUCGUACCCACUUGGCUCACCAUACUGUUCUUUGUGGCUAUGUUUGCUCUCAUUCGGACAAACUUUGGGAUGAUAUCUCCCAAGACUGAUGCAGGAUUGCCGGCCAUGCAACCGACUGGCGGUGACUACUUUGAUUUCAAUGAUCUGAUGAAAGUGCUGCACAGCACACUUUCGGAAAAGUUGGACAGCAUCAAGAAAGGAGUUGAAUCGGCCCAGAAAGAGCAAGCUGCCCGGAAGCACCACGAGAGGCAAUACAAACAUCACAGAGAGCACCGCAGCAGUAGCACCUCCAGUUCUCACUCUCACCACAGUUCAUGGUCUCCUUCCCAUCAUCACCAAUCACCUUCCCAGGCACCUUCCUCCUCGUCUCCGUCAUCUCCCGUCGCUCACAGUGCGACCGCUCGAGAACACGAAGAAGGGUUGUCGUCCUCCUCGGCUGGGCUGAGAAGGCGCACAAACUCCCAACCAGCGAGCUCCUCGAGAGGGGAGACGGUUGGACGAGCGAGUGACGGUAGCGGAGGGAAUGUGAAAGAGACGAGGAAAUUGGAUUCGGGAGGAUCGACGGCGACGGUUUCGUCGCCGGGACCGACGAAGAAACAGGAGAGGAACCGACACAUGAGCGAACCGACAAAGAAAGCAACAGAGCAACCGUCCAGAUCAGCUUCGAGUAGUUCUCACACCCAACCUACAUCGCCAUCAUCAGCUUCCAAAGUCUCAUCCUCUACCACCACCACCACCACCACCAGUGAAAAGACCCAGACACAGCACAUGAACCUUUCAAAGUUAGAACUCGUCCAACCGGCCAUGACCACAGAUCAGGAGACAGGGAUGAGAAAGUUAGUGGAGCAAACAGCUUCGAAUGAAAUGCCCCCAAUUUCACCCCAACUUCAACAACAACAACACGAAUCGCCUAAAGUGAAAAAACCUUUGAAAAUUUCGGUAGCUACAUCUUCCGAGACGUCGGUUUCUCUUCCGUCUACCCCCACAGAGGGAGGGUCGAGUGGUUCAUCUUCUGCUUCAUCCUCUUCUACUCCCACUCCAGUCCCGCAGAGGAAAGGCAAGGGAGUGAGGAAGUCGGGAGGCGGCAAAUCCCAGAAAACAACUUCAGUUUUGGUGACGACCUCAAAACCGGUGUCGUCUCAGACAACACCGACACCUACCGAACCGGUAUCGGCUCCUGUGACUGUGGUCCCCCCGGGGGAGACCGUACAAGACCAGCUAGAGAGAAAAGAGUCCGACGGGAGCCUAGGAUCGACAGACAGUGAAUCAACAUCAUCGUCCAACUCGGACAAAUCAGAAAAAGACGAGACGAAUGUCGGCAAAACUGAUGUUGAACCGGACCCUCCGUUGGCCAAGGACCAAGGAACGGGACAGACAAUCCCUCUUCUACUUGCCCAGGAGGAGUUUUUGCUAUCCAAAUGUAAGCCGUCACCCGAUGAUGAGUCUCCAACUUCCCCCACAGAGGGUGGAAGCGGGAAUAGAGAAGACGGGGCAGAGAGGGACGGAGGAGAAGGCGAGGUACAGCAACGGGAGAAAGAAACCGAGAAGAAAGAGAAACUUCCGUUGCUUCCAACACCGCGGGCCGUUGGCCGGAGCAAGAAAAAGCUGAGACAGCAACAAAAGAAGGAGGAAAAGCUGCGCAGGAGAGAGCGGGAGAGAGAGAGGCAGAAGGACGUGGAAGAGAAGAAGAAAGAGAACGUGCACACACCCCCCGAAGUUCAAGAGAGGCCUCAUUCACUGGCUCACUCUCUGAGUCUUGAUGAUGGAGAAGGACCACAAGCUAUAGAGUCGCCGACUAAAAACAAGAAAACAGUUGCCACCUCACCAAAGAAAGCCAAGAGACUUGAAACCAAGACGGCGGCCACAAAAGCAGACAAGUCUCCCGGUCGUUCGAGAACAGCUCCUGCAAAGGUCACUAUACCUUCUCGUCCUCCCACUUCUCCCCCUUCUUCUGCCUCCUCCCCUUCGCCUCCCGCACACCCCACAACCAGAUCCCUAUCGAAAGAAGAUGCUGAAGACAGUGACGAGAGUCACGAAUCAGACCGACUCUCACACACGUGGGCCGGACACGAGCUGGAAGACAUGAAGGAUAGUCCCGAACCCUCCAGCCCACACAUCCAGUCAGAACCAGCCAAAUCGUACUCCCGAGAAAACUCUGAAGACGGCACCGAUCGUCAGUCAGACGGAGCUCACCUGUCGUCAUCUUCAUCCCAUCCAAUGGAGGCCAUCCCAAUAUCUGCACUGCGUGCCAUGAGAGCAAAGGGGGCCAAACAGACCAGAGCAGAAGAAGAGGGUGGUGGAGGAACGAUGCGUCCGCUGCCGACCGUCGUGAAGAAGUCGGGAAUGAGCAGAAAGGCUAAAGACGUCGAGAAGCUUCCACCACGGAUGGCGCGACUCACGGAAAAGACAGCUAUGAUGCCGCCUGCUGUACCCCCACAAACCGAGCUUAAACCAUCCCCGCAUAAAAAGAAAUCGAUCCCCAAAAUCAUUGCUGAUGAUGAUGUUUCCACCGAGGGCACCCCGGCUUUGGAACCCGCCAACAGCGAGCAGCUACUCCUGGGAAAAUUGAAGUCGUCUCACAUGCCUCCAACGUCUCCACACGAGAUUGCCACAACUCUGCUCAAGAAGCGCAAGGGAAAAGGUGAGGGCAGAGGCCGAGGAGGGAGCGGGAGGGGUGGAAAUAGUGAUCCACACAACGACCACGAGGGAAGUGACGAAGGAGAUGAAGGAAAGCUUCAGACGCUCGACGAAGAAGAAGAAGAGGAAGAAGAGGGAGAGAAUCUUUCGGGGAAGGUCCUCUGGGCGGGUGACAGCGAGACGUCGCCGCACAAACGCCAAAUGAGGCAUCUCCACUACAAGACUGCUCCCACAACACUCUCUCUCGACGCAGAGCCGUUCUACCCUUCCUCGGACUACCCCAGGGGUAAACACGCUCGGAGUCACCCCCACCCCCACGUCCAUACAGACACUCCUUAUGCACCACCUGGCAGCAGGAGACAGCUCAACUCCUCCCCGUCAGCGUUUACUUCACCCGAGGAAAUCCCCCGCAGUUUCGAGAGGAAUUAUCGCGUGAGAGAAAUACUGCCGCCUCAGCACCUCUCUCUGCAUGCGCAGCACCUGCGUCAUCACGGGAACACGCUCACCCCCUCCCCACCUCCCUCCUCGUUCCCUCUUCAUUCAGAACAUCCUCCGCCCUACUACCACGAAGGGAGGCACGGUGGCGGAAUUGAUUCGAGUGACUUCCCCCGUCAUUCCCGCGGACCCCCACCGGAUAUGUCCGCGUACGAAAUCUCUCCUGAGGAAUACUAUUCGCCCGCGCCAACUCCAACUCGACGCGUGUCUGAAGGGGUGCCUCAUGGCCAGCGUUCGAGUCGCAUGGUGCGAAGCAGUAUGCUAUAUGACGAACCGCUCUACCCGGGAUCUCUCCGUCCUCACUCUCAUCAUCACAACCACCCGCAGCACACUGCAGCCUACGAAGCCGCGGCGGCGGUUCACCAACACCGCAGAGAGCGCGCUCAGAUGAUGUCUCGCAGAUCCCCAAAUCCCCUCUGGGACCAACAUAGUCCCUACCCCUAUACACCCCAGGAAGAAGAAAUGGCUCAAAUCGUACGAAUGAGGCAACACAUAGGCUUGCGAAACUCAUCGCACGACAGUGUUCCGUAGAUGCUCUCUCUCCACUUGGGCACCAGCUUCCCCCACACCCCCGCCCAGCCCGGAGUACCCUCUACUCCGCUGAUACCCCAACCUCGAACCUGUGGGACCCUGCCUAUUUGGACUCCGGGGCCUACGCUCAUCAGGGCGACGACGCAUUCCUGAGCGACUUCCACCAACCGAGACAUCACCAACGGCAACCUCAGCCACAGGAACAUGCCGUGGGCGGAGUCCCGUUGCAGCAACUGCGACGACGUCGCUACAGCAGCGACAAUGAGCUGGGAGGAGAGCUGGUUCCAGAUCUUCUCCAAACACCGUCUUCUCCAAGCCACGUGUCUUCCUCAGGGCUAAACAAGGCUCCCGGGGCGGCCUUCUCGGGGAUGGUAGGGAGCCAGGAGAGUUACUGCUCGGGAGCAGGAGCUCUGGGCUGACAAUCUUGAGAAGAAACCAAUGGAGCCUUCCUCGGCACUCACCAGUAUCUGGUCGUCGUCGGAGCGGGCAUCGAAUCUCGUGUUCCAUACCAACGAACCGGUCACCACACCCGGCGAGCGACUCUCGGCCGUCGGUAGCGGCAGAAACCAGUCGUCGUUUCUGGAAAACACGUACGACCUGUUUCAAGACAAGAGUAUCUGGGGAGCAGCGAGUACAGAGACUCCCUCGGCCAACGUUCUCCCCUGGGCACAGCUCAAAUCCACAGAUCUGCCCCCGGAUUGAGAUCUGAAUUAUACUUUUGAUUCUCACAACGAAAGACGUGAUGGUAUAAUAUACACUUGCAGAAAAGAAUCUUUGGACUUCCUCGCAACGGAUUUUUGAUUUCGGUUUUCGGAAAAUGAUUUGGAGUUUCACGCACCCUCUCUAGUUGUUAUGUAGUCGGAUAGCAUCAUUAUCACCCAACGAUAUAAUGGCAAGAAAUUAGCAACACAACAACUGAACUACUAGCCCUGAACUAUUAGUUUAGUUCAUAGCAGUGGACAUGCACACACACAGACGUGGCUUGAUGCCACGGAACACAAGUGAUCACACGGUGUGAUAUCUCGGUGAUUCGAGUGACACACUACACUGCGUGAUUUGAAACUUGUGUGAUUUUGCGUGUGAUUUGUGAUGAAAUUGGCAAAAAAAGAACGGCU